Molecule: messenger RNA, 732 nt
Organism: Vicia faba (fava bean)
Lineage: Eukaryota; Viridiplantae; Streptophyta; Magnoliopsida; Fabales; Fabaceae
Source: the annotation of a GenBank genome assembly
AUGGAGAAUAUUGAUCAAGAGUACAAACACUACUGGGAGACCAACAUGUUUCUCCAAACCCAAGAGCUUGAUAGUAGUUGCAGCUGGGGAUUGGAUGAAGCAUUUUCAAGUUACUAUGAUUCAAGCUCUCCAGAUGGUGCAGCUUCAUCUAAGAAUAUAGUUUCUGAAAGAAAUAGAAGAAAUAAACUCAAUGAAAGACUCUUUGCACUUAGAGCAGUGGUCCCUAAUAUUAGCAAGAUGGAUAAGGCUUCAAUUAUUAAGGAUGCAAUCGAGUAUAUACAGCACUUGCAUGAACAAGAGAAGAAUAUUGAGGCUGAGAUAAUGGAACUUGAAUCUGGGAUGCCAAAUAGUAUUAAUCAAAAUUAUGAUUUUGAUCAAGAACUUCCUGUGUUGCUAAGAUCCAAAAAGAAGAGAACAGAUCAAUUGUAUGAUUCUGUCACUUCAACAAACUCUCCCAUUGAACUUCUUGAGCUUAGGGUUACGUAUAUGGGAGAAAAUACAAUAGUUGUGAGCAUGACAUGUAGCAAAAGGACAGACACAAUAGUUAAACUAUGUGAAGUGUUUGAAUCUUUGAAGCUUAAAAUCAUCACUGCCAAUAUCACUUGUUUUUCUGGCACACUUUUGAAGGCAGUCUUCAUUCAGGCCAAUGAAGAAGAUAAAGAUUUAUUGCAGCUACAGAUCCAAACAGCCAUUGCAGCUCUUAAUGAUCCUCAAAGUCCUAUGAGCAUCUAA